Dama dama (fallow deer) is the source of this 3747-nucleotide messenger RNA. RefSeq names its product LanC like glutathione S-transferase 2 (gene LANCL2). The record is from RefSeq and is a predicted model, not a curated record. Gene Ontology annotation, cellular component: plasma membrane. The transcript is spliced from 9 exons. Gene Ontology annotation, biological process: peptide modification; carbohydrate metabolic process. Lineage: Eukaryota; Metazoa; Chordata; Mammalia; Artiodactyla; Cervidae. The coding region runs from base 83 to 1411 and encodes 442 amino acids.
CGGACGAGCGCCUCUGAGGAGGCUUGUCCCAGCUCACUCGCCGUACCGCGCGGCCCCGCGGAGGGCAGGGCGCGCGGCCGACAUGGGCGAGACCAUGUCCCGGAGGCUCAAGUUGCAGCUGGGUGGGGACGCAGAUAUGGAAGAUCGGGCGUUCCCCAACCCUUUCCCGGACUACGAGGCCGCCGCCGAGAGGCAGGCCGAAGAACCGCCAUGUUCUCGCACCCCGCUCUCCCCCGAGGAGCUCGGCCUCCCUUUCCACAGCGAUGGGAAGAUUAUUAAUAACUUCACAAGACGGAUCCAGACCAAAAUUAAAGAUCUUCUACAGCAAAUGGAAGAAGGGCUGAAGACAGCCGAUCCACAUGAUUGCUCUGCUUAUACUGGUUGGACAGGCAUAGCCCUUCUGUACCUGCAGUUAUACCGGGUUACAUGUGACCAGUCCUAUUUGCUUCGAUCCCUGGAUUACGUAAAGAGAACACUUCGGAAUCUGAGUGGCCGAAGGGUCACUUUCCUCUGUGGAGAUGCUGGGCCCCUGGCCGUCGGAGCUGUUGUGUAUCAUAAACUCAAAAGUGACUGUGAGUCCCAGGAAUGCAUCACAAAACUUUUGCAACUCCAGAGAACCAUCGUCUGUCGAGAUUCAGACCUUCCUGAUGAGCUGCUUUAUGGACGGGCAGGUUAUCUGUACGCCUUACUCUACGUGAACACGGAGAUAGGUCCAGGCGCUGUGUGUGAGUCAGCUAUCAAAGAGGUGGUCAGUGCCAUCAUUGAAUCUGGCAAAGCUUUGUCCAGGGAGGAGAAGAAGGUGGAGCGCUGUCCUCUGUUGUAUCAGUGGCACAAGAAGCAGUAUGUCGGAGCAGCCCAUGGAAUGGCCGGGAUCUACUACAUGUUAAUGCAGCCAGCAGCGAAAGUGGACCAGGAAACCUUGACAGAAAUGGUGAAGCCUAGUAUCGACUAUAUGCGCCAUAAGAGGUUCCGGUCUGGGAAUUACCCGUCCUCACUGAGCAACGAGACGGACCGCCUGGUGCACUGGUGCCACGGGGCGCCCGGCGUCAUCCACACGCUCAUGCAGGCGCACAAGGUUUUUAAGGAGGAGAAGUACCUGAAGGACGCAGUGGAGUGCAGCGACGUGAUCUGGCAGCGAGGCCUGCUGCGGAAGGGCUAUGGGAUCUGCCACGGGACCGCUGGGAACGGCUACUCCUUCCUUUCGCUUUACCACAUCACGCAGGAUAAAAAGUACCUCUACCGAGCUUGCAAGUUUGCCGAGUGGUGUCUAGAUUAUGGAGCACAUGGCUGCCGAAUUCCUGACAGACCCUAUUCUCUCUUUGAAGGCAUGGCUGGCACUGUUCACUUCCUCUCCGACAUCCUGGCCCCAGAGGCAUCACGGUUUCCAGCAUUUGAACUCAGCUCUUCAUAGAGGGAUACAAAGGUUCAAAAAGACUACUAAGAGACCUGACUGGACCAGAAGCCACCAGAUUGCUUAACCCCUGACACAGAACCAACUGGGAAUCCUGAAAGCGGGAGAAGCAGCGGCAGCAGGCCUUGUGCUAGACGCCCGUGUCGGAGUGUGAUGACCGGCCGCCCCAGCAGCAUUGUGCGACCGCGCCCCUCGCUGGCGCACAGUGUGAACCCUCCACGUCCAGUUCUCCGUCGUGUGUGCAUGUCUCUUGGUGUUUGCUGUCUGUAGGUGUAGGUUGUUGUAAACAGAAGCCCUUCCCUGUCCAUGAGCCCGAGCUGGCUGUGCAUGAGGGCGCACGGCACCCACCUCUCUGUACAUACUGUUUCAACUGAGGCGUUUUCUGUCUUGACAAACAAGGAAAUAGGCAGGUGGUGUCUCUUACGUAACAAAAUUCUCCACAGUGAUGUCCCGGUGGUCAGACUUUGCAGCAUUUUCUGUGUGCGCCUUGCAGAUGAGCGUGAGAGGAAAGACCACUCCAAAAUGAAAACAGUGAAACAGGGUUGCUGAAGUAGGGGGUGGAGAGCCUGUCCACCAGAGUCGAAUGUCCCCUCUUUGUGUGCGGUGCCCUCAGUGUUUAUAAGAAGCCAGAGGGGGCGCAUUCCAGCACUGUCCCCUGCUGGGGCUCCCUUUCUCAGGCUUGCUGUGUGAAGUUCUAGCCCCUCCUCACAGCCCACGGCAGCCUGUGCGCUGAGGAGCAGACCCGUGACACCAGGGCCAUUCGGGGGAGCCUUUUCAUGGCCACACUGUAAAUCAAGUAGCAGUGACUGAGGGCUGCAAGCCUCGGUUCAGUGUAUGUUAUUAAAGCAGACUGCACCGCAGUUUUAUCAGCAUUAUGACGUAGUGCUGUAAGUUCAGUGGAUAUAGUUCCAGAUACAUUAUUCCCAUGUCCCUCCACUUAAACUUUUUUCACAACUUGGUAAGUUAUCAAAGUACAAAUUUGGGAUGCAUAUAGUCCUUCUUUUUGUCUGUUAUUCAGGUGAUAGAAAUCUCACAUUUGAUGAAAUGUAUUAAGCAUAAAGUACUAGUCUGUAUCUAUGCAUAUGGGGAACAGUUCUAACCAAGAAAAUUACACUGUCUGUCUGAUGUUUUUUGUUUUAAAACUGGGCAUUAACUUGGAUUAGCAUACCCUCAAUAAUUUUACCAUGUAGAUCUGUCUUUAGAAGAGCUUUGUUGUCAUGGUAUGAAUGGUCUGAGACUUUCUACAGACUUCUCACUUAUGGGCUAAGGCCUGAUCAUAGAAGACAAGGUAGAUCUCUGAUGAUCUAGUCCUUGUCUACAAGGGGUUGUCAAAUGUUUAUCAGCCCUGGUUUCCACUCCUUUCAUAAAGGAGGAAGAAGAAUGUCCAAGUAGAAGACAGGUUCCUUUGCACAUGUGCAGUUCUCGGGAUGCCAAGCCUUGUUUUGGGGGUAACACCCUAACAUGUGCCCUUUGUUUUCUAAAUGAUGCCUCAUGCAUCUCUUCAUUUUCUGACACUCACUUCUGUGUCAUAACUGUUUUUUUAAGUUAGUUUGAUGACUUCCAUAGGUACAAAUCCUCAUGAAUGUAUAUUCUAACUGCUUCCUGGGUCUUCUCAUGUGCUUCCCAGGCAGCCCAGUUCCCCAGGACCCACAGGUGGGACUGGAGUGGGUUGGGCUAUUGUCAGAAAAGCUUAUUUGAUGUCAGCCCACAUACACCAUUCCCACCUCAGCCAGACCUCAGUGGCAGCCCUCCAGGCCUCGGCAUGGAGUUAUAUCCAGGCUGGCUCAUUUCCCAGGGGAGGCCAGAGCAGCUGCACGGGAAUCACCCCACUCGGCAAGAGGGAGCAGCUCGUGGAAACCCUGGUUCUGGCCACGUCUCCUGACCAGAAGCAGUGAGGGUGACCCUUGUUACCUGGGCAUCUUGCCUUGUGUGUUCAGCUUGCUUCUGCCUAACACACUGAGGGAAGAGAGAGCACUUGUAAGGUGAAUGGAGGAUCUGUUAUUUACAGGGCUUGUUUAGAAGCCUGCUUACCUGCUGGAUGUGUUAACACAGCUCAGUCUGUGACUCCUGCUGGUGACACAGGCUCCAGUUCCCAGUUCCCCGAAGAAAAAGGACACCCACAGCUGAUGGAGUGGUUCUGAUAGUGUGUGAAUUUGGAUUUCAGAGCAUUUCAGUGAUUCCUCAGAUUUGUUUGUUUUCUCCAAAAUGUGUCUAAGCUUUUAAAACAAUGUGUAUGCACAAUUCCAUUUUAAAAUUUGAAAGAGAAAAAGUUGAUGUCCACAAAGUGUGUGGGGUGCUCUAGUUCAGUUCUUAGUAAACACGGUUCUGUUGUGACA